Messenger RNA from Aspergillus calidoustus, 1587 nucleotides. Lineage: Eukaryota; Fungi; Ascomycota; Eurotiomycetes; Eurotiales; Aspergillaceae. The record is from the annotation of a GenBank genome assembly.
AUGGCGAGACUAUCUCGAAGCUGGCUCAGUGCCUACCUCUUGCCUCUUUUCUUCCAAAUUAGCUUCUCUCUUGUCUUUAAGGAGAUACCCGCCCCUGAUGCCGUUCCCCCGUAUCUCCGCACAAGGACCACGGAAGAUCUUGACUUUUCUAUGCUGGAGCUGCUCAGCAGAGACUCAUUCUACUGGACUGGAGCCCAAAAUGGACAUCCAACCCUCGCCAAUCUGACCAUCGAUCUACCUGGCGAUGAUGAGACUGUCAUAUCUAUCGACAGAUUCAAGCACUUACUCACGUCGAUUCAAUGCACAAACAGAAGCAUGACUGUGGCAUUCAAGAAUGACAAGGCCUACGGUUAUAUCAAGCGCGGAUGGCAAUGGCUGAAUGAUGUCGACCCACACAAGCUAGUUGUCGUCGCUGGAGCUGGUGAUUGCGGCUGGAACCCGACAAGAAUUCCCUUCGCUGCAUCAACAGUUGUCUUUGACGAUGCCGCCAAUACCGCCAAGCUCGUCGGCAAGACGAUGGCGUGGAAGGACUUUCAGAACUACGAGCUCACCGUUGGGAAAUACCGACCUGUUUCUGGAUCAAAUUAUGUAUCCCAGAGGGACAUUGAUAAAACAAUGACUCUCCCUUUCGACCUUCCUCUGCCCUUCAGUAGUGGGAAGAUCCAAACUCCUGUCGACAACCUCGACCUCACAUGGUUCUGCGCUGACUGUGGCACGCAAGGAUCCUUCGACUUUGGUUUCCAUAUCGAAACCAAGAAUGGAGUUCCAAACGGCGCCUCGAUAUCACUCUCGCCAAAUGGGGUAAAGGCUGUCCUUACACCUAGGAUCGCUAUCCAGGCCGACAUUGGAGGCGAUAUCGAUGACGAGUGGGAGAUUGGCAAAAUCCCUGUCGGUGGCGUCUCAAUUCCGGGUGGUAUUCUCGAUGUUGGCCCACAGAUCACCUUCAGUCUUGGCUAUUCAAUAGGUCCUCUUCAAGGCUCCGCAGGCAUUACGACAGGUGUCACUGUGAGCAUUCCCGAUGAUUCGGAGCUCGAGAUUGGCUUGAUAUCACCGGAUGUCUCGUCUACUGGCUGGUCGCCAGAGCUUGAGACAAAGCCUGUCACAGUCGAUGCCCGUUUACUAGGAGAGGUCCUUGUAUACGUCAAAGCAUCAAUUGAUCUAUCUGCUGAAGCACUUGGACAAGGGUUCGAAGCUGGCAUCAAUCUCAAGCCCUAUGUUGGUGGCGCUCUUAUGGCUCAGGCCACAUCCGGUGAGGUGUGUGAAGGUGAAGGCGACCAUUACGGGGUCAAGGUUUCCCCCAAGGCUGGUGUCGCGCUCAAUGCAGAUGUGGCCAAGGCCGAUGAUCCUGAGGAUCCUCUAGCGGAAGCAGUCAUUGCGUCUGUUACUGCUUCUCUGCCAACGUAUUGUGCUGGCUUUGGAGGCGCCAAAGAUCCUUCAAGCACCGGCAUUCCAUCCAGCAGUGUCCCUUCGCCUCCUGGAACACCUACCCCUACUGGAUCUUCUUCUCCAAUCUCUACGCCUACCUCUACACCCAGCUCAUCGUCGAAUCUCAUUCGUCGUGAGCCCUAUGUGACGAGAGUGUUCUAG